Cyphellophora attinorum is the source of this 1317-nucleotide messenger RNA. RefSeq lists its product as uncharacterized. The record is from RefSeq and is a predicted model, not a curated record. Bases 1 to 1317 code for a protein of 438 amino acids. Gene Ontology annotation, molecular function: oxidoreductase activity. The transcript has 3 exons. NCBI's taxonomy places the organism in Eukaryota, Fungi, Ascomycota, Eurotiomycetes, Chaetothyriales, Cyphellophoraceae.
AUGAUGGUCUUUGCUCUCGCUUGGCAGCUUGCGUGCCUCUUUGCAUCCUUUUCUACACUCACAUUUACCCACCCAAUCUCCGGACAAGCAUGGACAGACGCAUGGGACGUUGUCGUAAUCGGUGGGGGACCAGCAGGUCUCAGUGCCACAAGCGGACUUGCCAGAGUGCGCCGAAACGUCCUGAUGCUUGACUCUGGCGAAUACCGGAAUGGGCAAACUCGGCAUAUGCACGAUGUGAUCGGCAACGACGGCACUGUACCAGCAGCUUUCCGCGCACUCGCCCGUCAGCAGAUCUUGCGCUACCCCACUGUCCAAAUGGCGAACGCCACAGUCACGAACAUCACUGGAAACGCAAGUACGAAGUUCACGAUCCAGACGAGCGACGGGAAUGUCUUCACCGCCAGCAAGGUCGUGAUCGCCACAGGAAUCAAAGACGUCAUGCCAUCCACACCAGGCAUCGCUGAGAAUUGGGGCAAAGGCAUCUACUGGUGCCCAUGGUGCGAUGGCUAUGAGCAUCGAGACCAGCCCUACGGCAUCAUCGGAUCGUAUGCAGACGUGCUCGAUUCUGUCUUCGAGGUCCACACCCUUGAAUCGGACAUCAUCGCCUUCGUCAACGGCACCCAGACAGCAGAAACCAUUGCCAAAGUGAACAGCAAUCCUCCAGCCGGCUACGGAGACUGGGAGAAGAAGCUGCAGAAGUAUGGCAUUAAGAUCGAAAAUCGCACCAUGGCAUCAGUCACACGUCUACAAGAUGGCAGUGUCGUCCAGUCUGCCGACGGAAUGACCGAGUACGACAAGUUUCUUGUGACAUUCACAGACGGCAGCACUAUCGAGCGCGGGGCAUUCAUCGCCAACUUCCCAAGUGUGCAACGCUCAGGUCUCGGCGCAAGUCUGGGGAUACCAUACAAUGCGAAACAGCAUCUAAAGACUGAUGGUCAGAUGGAGUCAGUCGUACCUGGAGUCUUCGUCGUGGGCGAUGCCAACGCUGACAACUCGACGAAUGUGCCACACGCGAUGUGGAGCGGGAAGCGUGCAGCUGUGCAGAUUCACAACGCGCUGGAGCAGGAACGGUCGGAUGAUUUGAUUAAGAAGAGGAGUAGAUUGUCAGAGGAGGAGGUCGAUCGUAUUAUGGGUCGGGAUCUGCUGGAUAUUUACAGCAGCGAACAUACGCGAAUCAUAGAGCACAUCAUUGUCGUUACAUUUGCUCACGCUAUUCUGGAGGCUGCUGUCUUGAUCAUGUCGUUCCAGCGCAUGGAUGAGCUUGAGGCGGCUCACAAUGGUCCGCGAGUCCGCGGCGCUGGCAUACGGCCGGUCUGA